This is a messenger RNA of Panicum virgatum (switchgrass), 1343 nucleotides long. RefSeq names its product heterogeneous nuclear ribonucleoprotein H3-like. Gene Ontology annotation, molecular function: RNA binding. Bases 165 to 1076 code for a protein of 303 amino acids. NCBI's taxonomy places the organism in Eukaryota, Viridiplantae, Streptophyta, Magnoliopsida, Poales, Poaceae. The transcript is spliced from 2 exons. The record is from RefSeq and is a predicted model, not a curated record. Gene Ontology annotation, cellular component: ribonucleoprotein complex.
UCGCCCCCAGCCCACAAGCCGGCUGACAGGGUCCUCGUCCUCGUCGCCAUCUCCGGUUUUCACCCCCGGUACCCUAACCCUAGCCGCCCGAGGCGGAGUCCCCUCUCCUGACCGCGACCCGGCGCCCUCGCCUCCGCCACCGAGCCGGCCGCCGGUCGAUCCAGAUGAACACGCCUCCGUCCAGAUCUAGGGCAAUGAUGGGAGGCUGGGGGGUUUCGGAUGGGUACGAGGGAUCAAAGAGGCCACGAAUGAUGAUGGAAUCGAAUCCCUACUUCGCAGUGAACGCAGGGAGUCCAUUGGAUGUCUCAAAGAGGGCCAGGAUGAUGGAACCAGGCCCUCCCUAUUUUGGGGCUAUGGGCAGCAAUGCUGGUGGUGCCAGUGGUGCCUUCUACCAGCCCUUCAACAGCAGCUUAGCUGGUGCAGGGGUUAGCACUGGCGUCCAAAACUUUCCAGGUGUCCGGCUGCGGGGACUUCCUUUUGACUGCAACGAAGUUGACAUCUGCAAGUUCUUUGCGGGGCUGGAAAUAGUGGAUUGCCUCCUGGUUAACAAGAAUGGCCGCUUUACUGGUGAGGCUUUUGUGGUCUUUCAGGCGUCCAUGCAGGCAGAAUUUGCACUCCAUCGCAACAGGCAGAACAUGGGCCGGAGAUAUGUUGAGGUGUUUAGAUGCAAGAAGCAGGAGUACUACUGCGCAAUAGCCAACGAGGUGAACCAAGGUGGGUACUUUGAGCCUGAGUACCGCCGCUCCCCACCACCUCCAAGGCCGAAGAAGCCGGCUGAAGACAAGGGCAGCAUGGAGUACACUGAGGUGCUGAAGCUCCGUGGGCUUCCCUACUCUGCAACCACCGAGGACAUCAUCAAGUUCUUCCUGGAAUAUGAGCUGACAGAAGAGAAUGUGCAUAUUGCGUACCGCUCUGAUGGGAAGGCUACCGGUGAAGCCUUUGUUGAGUUCCCCACAGCUGAAGUUGCAAAGACGGCUAUGUGCAAGGAUAAGAUGACCAUCGGGACAAGGUAUGUGGAGCUGUUCCCAUCAACCCCAGAGGAGGCCAGGAGGGCGAAAUCUCGAGGCAGGCAAUGAAGAAAUACUUUUGCUGGAUGCUCUGGUUGUAUGCAGCAGCUGUGUUCGAGUUUAGCUUUCUAUCUGAAUGCUUACUGUAUCGCUGUUAGGUUGUGCUAGUCAGUGUCGUCCUGUUGCUACUGCUCGUGCGGUGACUUAUUUUAUGCGAACCAAAAUGUAACUGUCAUCCUCUGUUGGGUGCACUUGUAUGGCAUAAAUCAUUCAUGGAUUUUGCUUUAGUUUCUGAAAGUGUCCUGUUUCUUUUGUUGAUGCUGGGAUUGGAUGAAA